Candidula unifasciata is the source of this 1134-nucleotide messenger RNA. NCBI's taxonomy places the organism in Eukaryota, Metazoa, Mollusca, Gastropoda, Stylommatophora, Geomitridae. The record is from the annotation of a GenBank genome assembly.
AUGUCUGCAUUUAAAUUAGGCACAUUUAAAAUUUCACAGACUGAAAACAGUAGUCGGGUAAGUCCAUUGUUGAAUGACGGGGGAGUAUUCUGCUUCACAGAUGGAUUUAUACAGAACCAGACAGAAGAGAAGUUUAGUAACCAGGAGCAGCUUGCUGGUGAAAACAACAGUGUGGAGUCAUUUCACAGAGCCGACGUCCCACCCAUCACCAUCACACAGCCCGCCAUGACACCGGAAGUUGAUGUCGUGAAAACCAAUGGCAGCAGCUCAGCAUUUUCCGACACGUCCUCGGAUGUUUCCGACAUCACAACGUCUCUACCGAGUGCUAGCUCGGGUUCCGCCUAUGUAGUUCCAGUGGUGGAAGGCAUAUCAGAGCAGGACAUCAACCAAGUGGAUUUGUUUUACAGAAGUCACAAAACGGAUGUUCGUGUGUGUCGGUCCCUGGCAAACUUGUAUAUCUCUAUCUCAAAAAUCAAGGUGAAGCCAGCAGAAACUCAAAUCACGCGGGGCAAAAGCAAAUCUUUUAAAGACAAGAAAUCUAAGACUUCUGAAGUAAAACCGCCGGAACAUUUAAAACCGUCGGAUUUCUCUAAAGAUGAAUGGGAGUUUUCGAAAACUGGAAUUCCUGUUCUCGUCCUCGAUUCUGGUGCUCAUCUUCGAGAGAAGCGUCUAAAAAUCGUGCUGGCAGAAAAAGGCACGGGCUUCAGCAUGUGGCAGGAUGAGUUCAACAGUUUCACGGAGUACAGCAUGCCGCACACCAACUUCCACACAGUCACUAUCUCCACUGACUCCACCCGUCUAGUCGGCUUUAGUUUCGAUGAAGCCAACGCUGCCACGGAAUUUGCAGAAGCCGUGAAAAGUCUGACAUCAGACGAAAACGGUGACGCUGUCAACUCCAGUUCAAAGAAGAAGAAAAAGAAGGAGAAAUUCAAGCUCAAAUAUAGGCCACCAAAGAAGGUGGACAUUUCUCAACCGGUUUGUUUCGUACACGUGACGAAACUACAACGGCCGGACCUGAUUGGAGGAUUCUUCCCGCCUCCUCCAAGCGGUGCCCAGCUCAGUCGUCUGGGCAUUCCUCGAGCCAUGAGCGACAGUUCUGGCAUCUCCGAGUGUUCGUUGCCUUCAGAACACUGA